AUAUGGGUUCAACAUACAUAUGUCAGACAAGGAUGUGUUAUUGACGUAAUCGAAGGAACAAAUAUCGAAGGCACAAGAAUUUUGAAGAUGGAGGGCGAUGUAGAAUUCGAAAAUGCAACAGUCCUUACUGAAAGUGCUAAAGAUAAAACGUCUCAAAAUAGAGAUAAAAACUUGAAUACAGAAAACAGUGGAGAUAAACAAGGAGACAGGGACUUUCAGAAUAAAAGUGAUGAAUGUCAACAAAAGUCCUCCGAGUUCAAAACAGAGUCGGAGUCAUUGAGAAAAAUGAAAGAAGAAAUGGAGAAAAUGCGUCUCGAGGACCAACGUCAAGAAGAAAUCGCCGCAGCGAUAUACAAACGAGACUUUAAACGAGAACGAGCUAAAAUAGAGAAGGAGACGAUUGAUAGAGGAUAUAUGUUUAAUCCUGACAUCCGGGACAUUAAAGGUGCUAUUGCAGAAAUAAUGAAUGAAGAACGAACUUUCAUGUUACAAAGACAAAUCGAUGCUUUGGACAAAGAGGAGAAACGGAUGCAAGAAGAAAUAGAUAAAAAGUAUGGACUGCUUUUCUCCAAAGAAGGGAGACAAAACUUGACUGAUCUCGCCGAUAAGUUUUUCUCUUUACCCGGAAAUGCAGGUCUCCCAGAACACAUUACAAGGUCACUGACGUCAGAAGAAAUAACAGACCUUAAGAUCGUGUUCGAUAUGUUUGACGUGAAAGGGAAAGGAUAUAUCAGUGCUACCGAUCUAAAGAAAGCGUUGGCUAUGCUUGGUUUUCGAGCAUCAAAAGCUGUACUAGGCAAUAUGAUAAGCGAAGUUGCCGGAGAGAACAAAGUAAGAGUGACAUUUGAGAACUUUUUAGAUUUCGUGGUUAAAAGUCAAGGUGACGGGCCUGAUCCUUAUGGAGAAAUCAAACAGGCAUUUGAGCUGUUAGACACUAAAGGCACAGGUUUCCUGACUCUGGAGGAUUUGAGGGAAGCUUCCUCGGAGUGUAGUCUGAACUUUUCAAACACCGCCCUGAGGGAAAUGAUUCAGGAGGCAGAUAAACACGGGGAGGGUAAAAUCAGUCUGGAGGACUUCACUGACAUCAUGUUACAGACCAGUAGGUUCAAGUUCGCCUCCUGAUGUGUUGCAGAACUACACUUAAAGAUUUCAAAAUUCUCAGAAAAUGGAAGAGCAAUUUAGCCAGCUGUUUUAAUAAAAAUACAAUAGGAGGUUGCAGAAAGAGCUGAUAUGUUUACUAGCAGUCGCAUUGAUAUUCAUUAAGAAAAAAAAAUGAUUGCAUAACUGACAAUUUUAUUCACAGUUUAUAAGGAUUUCAAAAACACUUUAUG
Molecule: messenger RNA, 1331 nt
Organism: Saccostrea echinata
Lineage: Eukaryota; Metazoa; Mollusca; Bivalvia; Ostreida; Ostreidae
Exons: 5
Coding region: 88-1122 (344 amino acids)
Cellular component (GO): cytoplasm
Molecular function (GO): calcium ion binding
Source: RefSeq, a predicted model, not a curated record